Girardinichthys multiradiatus is the source of this 3483-nucleotide messenger RNA. RefSeq names its product bestrophin 1 (gene best1). Lineage: Eukaryota; Metazoa; Chordata; Actinopteri; Cyprinodontiformes; Goodeidae. The coding region runs from base 151 to 2337 and encodes 728 amino acids. The record is from RefSeq and is a predicted model, not a curated record. Gene Ontology annotation, molecular function: chloride channel activity. The transcript has 9 exons.
UUUGUAGAUAUGUUUCCAGGUUGACCUUAUGAGGUCUGGGCCAAACACUGAAGUUGAGCUCAAGCGUAGCCCAAAAAAUCGAAGAAGCUACACUAGUUUCUUUCAUGUUGGACCACAGACUGCCUACAGAUUGGUCUAUAAGCAGCAGCAAUGACAGUGACAUACUCUCGAAGAGUUGCUGAUGCAGGUUUGGGGACCUUUUUUCACCUGCUCCUGCGAUGGAGAGGCAGCAUCUAUAAACUGCUGUACAGAGAGCUCAUCAUCUUCACUGUGCUCUACUACUUCUUCAGCAUUGUUUACAGGUUUCUAUUAAGCAGCGAGCAGAAGAGGCUGUUUGAGAAGCUGUCAAUAUACUGUGACCGCUAUGCAGAACUCAUUCCUGUGUCGUUUGUGUUGGGUUUCUAUGUUACUCUGGUUGUCUCUCGUUGGUGGGGCCAAUUCGAGAACAUACCCUGGCCAGAUCGUUUGGCAGCACUAGUUGGAGGCCAUGUCCGUGGGACCGAUGAGGCUGCCAGGCUGACCCGAAGAACCCUAAUGCGCUAUGUCAACCUCUCAGGAGUUCUGAUCUACCGCUCUGUCAGUACUGCUGUCUACAAGAGGUUUCCAACCACCAAGCAUUUGGUACAGGCAGGUUUGAUGACUUCAGAGGAACUGAGAUACCUGGAGGGUCUACCUUCCCCUCAUAACAAAUUUUGGGUGCCUUGUACAUGGUUUGUCAACUUGGCUCUGAGAGCACGGACUGAGGGUCGCAUCAACAAUGACGUGGCCCUCACAGCCAUUCUCACUGAGCUGAACAGUUUAAGGGCAAAGUGUAUGAAGUUGUACGGGUACGAUUGGAUUAGCCUCCCUCUCGUCUAUACUCAGGUGGCAACAGUUGCGGUCUACAGCUUCUUUCUGGCAUGUCUGAUUGGUCGACAGUUCUUGGAUCCCGUUCAAGGAUAUCCAGGCCAUGAUGUGGAUUUCUACCUGCCAGUUUUUACCCUACUGCAGUUUUUUUUCUAUGUUGGCUGGCUGAAGGUAGCUGAGCAACUCAUAAACCCUUUUGGUGAAGACGAUGAUGACUUUGAAACAAACUGGCUUGUUGAUCGAAACCUGCAGGUGUCUCUGUUGUCCGUGGAUGAGAUGUACGACAGCCUUCCACUGGUUGAGAGAGACAUGUAUUGGAAUGAGUCGGAGCCGCAGCCUCCCUACACUCCUUCCACUGCUGAACAUCGUAAACCUUCGUUCAUGGGCUCAGCUCUAGAUAUCAGUGUUCCUAAGGAGGAGAUGGAGUUUCAGUCCAACUUGGAGCAGAUCAAAGAAAAUGAAGAAGCCAACUAUACCACCCCACUGCUUGGAGGGUUGGGUCGUCUUUUGGGGGUCCAGUACCCAAACUUUACUCGUUCAUCCCGGGUUCCUCUGCUGCGUCACCGCCCUGGAGCUCCACUGAGCCGGUUCCCUUUAUAUUUGCACCCAGAAGCACCAUCGACCCCUAAUCACGCCUGCCACCCUUUGAACCAGGAGCGGGAUCCAGACUACGCCUUCUCCACUGUGCCCAUGUAUGAGAGACCAGGAUUUUACAGCUGCCCCCAAACACCCAUUCACUGUGUCCCCCCUGCAGUACCUCGCCCUCGGCAUGCCCGAAGGACCCAAAAUGAGUGGGAUCGCAGCUGCAGCUCUAUAGCCCCUCCAAUAGUGGGCUCCCAGUUACUGGCUCCUGACACACCCAGCCAUCUCCCACCACCACCAUCUUCUGCAUUUCCCUGGGUGAGUGGGGAGGGAGAUUCGCAGAGUGGACCGGCAUUCUCCUUCCCUGACUCAGCACCAGAACUCUGUCCAAUAUCUAAACUCAGACCAGGACAUGGCCUCCUGUCUCGACGCCCUCCUCCCCCUCGCCUCACUUUAGAAACCCUCCCAUCUGUUGACAGUCAGCCAGGUCCCCCAAGUGCUCGGGUUACUGGAGGCGAAGGUGAAAGGACAUUUUCAUUCACUCCCCCCUCUCACGCAGCGGUACCAAAUCCUGGUAAUCCCAACAGCAGCUCCAGCAGCAUUAAUGCAACAGCCACCAACAGCGCUGGCACAACAGGAAGUCUUUGCAAUGGAACAAGCCACAGUGGUUUUAGUGACCAUGGAAACGUCACCUCAAUCCCGAGGACGAGCAAUGGGGCCACAAGCAGCGGGCCGAGCACCAACAUGAACACAGUUUCUACAUCUGCACCAUCACAAGAAGCGAGUCAGCAAAACUCAGCCAAUGAUUCGGGAAUCUCACUGGCUGAGGGGGACCUGCUGGGAGUUCUGGUGGAUGGUGGGAUGAAUAAGGAAGAGAAAGGGAGCAGGACUGAAGAACAAACUAACUAAUUUGAAGCCAUUAUACACUAUAUUGACAAACGUAUUUGUCUGUCUACUUUUAGAUGUACAUGAACUUUGAUGACAUCCUAUUCUUGAUCUAUAAGGUUGUUGAAGAACCCUCCAUUACCAGCAAUAGCAACUUAUUCUGCAAACAUCUUCCACAAGGUUUACGAGUGUGUUCUUAUUAGAUGACAAAGCCAGAAUUGCAGCCUCAGUUCUAAUUCAUCCCAAAGGUGUUCAAAAAGGUUGAAGGUCAGGACUCUGAGCAGGCCAGUCAAGUUUCUCCAUACCUGUAGCCAUGAAAGUGAUUGUAACACCAGAAUUCAUUGAUUUGGUGGUGUGACCCAACACUUUGGCAAUGUAGUGUAUAUUUAAAUCUGGAACCGUGUUCAAUCAAUAAAUUUAGACUGAAAUUUAUAAAAUGAGACACAUCAUGGAAAAAAGGAAUUAGCUUUUUGUAAAACAAUCUAACACUUGUUCAAUUAGUCUAGUUGGACUUCUUACACCUCUAUGUGUGACUCGUUGCUUUCAAACUGGACAAUGCUACUGCUUAAGUCAACAGACUCAAAUCUGCAAAUUAUUAAAGACUUUGUGUUAAACCCUACUUCCCGAAUUAACUCUCAAAAUUGACCUACUUCUUAUGCAAAACUCCCCGUAACUGACUCAACUGACACCGAGUCAACAAUGCAGCAGAAACGUUUUUGCUGAAAACAGAGCAACAAAAAUCUAAACUGAUUGUAUCCUGAUUUUUACCAUUGUGUCCCAACAGUGUACUGUUAAUUUACAUAUUAAAUAACAAGCUGUGAUACUUUCAUCAUUGUUUAUUUAAAUAAAAAUGAAGCCCACAAAGGAUUUGCAUAAUAUUGCUUCAUUUUCAUAAAACAAGCUUUUUAUACAUACACUAUAACAUAUAUGAAAAACUAAGCAUAUACACUUUUAUAACGUAACGGCAAAAAUAAUUCAAAUUUGAACGUUGGAAAGAAAAUGACCAAAAAACCCAAAAUUACAGACAAAUCCCUUUAAACCAAUGUUCUUUCAAUAACGGACAAAGUACUUAUUUAAUAAAUAUAUAACAGAAAAACUGGUAACAGCACUGCCAUAGGCACUCACCUCUUAAAAUAAUAAAAAGAUCAAUUGAGAGAAAAAUAAAUAAAA